Molecule: messenger RNA, 327 nt
Organism: Cooperia oncophora
Lineage: Eukaryota; Metazoa; Nematoda; Chromadorea; Rhabditida; Trichostrongylidae
Source: the annotation of a GenBank genome assembly
AUGGGACUGCUCACGCGCCGGCAACGGACUCAAAAUUUGGCUUAUCGUUCACCUCACCAAAAGCAAUAUCAUUUGGAUGCGAUGACAUGGCAUUGGGGAACUGAGCCCAUGAACGGUUCUGAACACACCAUCGGAGGUGUCGGCUACGCCGGCGAGCUGCAUCUGAUUCAUCGUAAUACUCGCUUUCCAACGAUGGAAUUGGCACUGAAACAACCAAAUGGAGUGCUGGCAAUUGCCAUAUUUCUCAAUAGGACUACUCACCAGAAAGAUAUUAUUAGAGGAAUCUCAGUGUACGAAGAGCCGGCAUCACUUGGGCCGUUUUAUUGA